Molecule: messenger RNA, 1865 nt
Organism: Tilletiaria anomala UBC 951
Lineage: Eukaryota; Fungi; Basidiomycota; Exobasidiomycetes; Georgefischeriales; Tilletiariaceae
Product: ribosomal protein L2
Exons: 1
Coding region: 69-1733 (554 amino acids)
Biological process (GO): cytoplasmic translation
Cellular component (GO): ribosome
Molecular function (GO): RNA binding; structural constituent of ribosome
Source: RefSeq, a predicted model, not a curated record
GGCCUUUUUGCGCCUCAAAACUAGUACAGGGUGCGAAGCGUGCUGGCCAUCCUACGCUCUGGCCCAUCAUGCACUCGCAGCAGGGCUUGCUGCUCUUCCGCGUCGGUGGCACAAGCCGCGGCGUGCGUGCUAGCCGCUCGACGACAUCUCCCCUCGUCGCCGCGCGCUCCGCCAGCCGCAAGAUGCAGCGUUCCUACAUCUCCUCUCGGUCAACUUCCAAACGCGCACUCUCAUCGAUGGCACAUAUACCAGCAGCUCCAGGGGCAGCGGCUCUUGCCGGAGCAGUGUUCAACUCUUUCGACUCACUCCCGCCUGCUCCCCGGCCACCGCAGCUUCGAGCGAGACUUCAAGCGCAGGCGAUCCAGAGGCAGCAGCAACAGUUGAAAGCGUCGGUGCAGCUUCCUUCCAGCAUGAUGCUGGAAGCAGCAGCUAGAUCUUCUUCCCAUUCAGCAGUGCCGUCGAGCACCGUAAAGUAUGCCGGAUCGACUUUGCCGGCACGAGGUCGGCCAUUGCUACCGCGUCGCGAACGUCGACUCGUUUCCAAGCAGCACCGAAAAGAUGCGCGAAAAAAGGCUGCCUCUUCCACACUUGCUGCUCAGCUGGGCGUCGCAACAAGCAAGACGUCGCCUUUCGUACGCAUCGAUCGUCAGUUCAAGACGUUUAAGCCACUUACGCCGUCUCUUCGCUGGGUGCGCUUCACGCUCAACCCGCAUCUUAACAAGGAAGGUCCCGAGCGCGCGCUCACCAUCGCAAAGCGCCGUACCGGCGGACGCAACCAUCACGGGCGCAUCACCGUCCGUGGGCGUGGAGGUGGGCACCGACGACGCUUGAGGCUGGUCGACUUCUACCGCUGGGAAGCUGGCGAGCAAGAAGUGAAGCAGAUCGAGUACGAUCCGGGCAGGACAGCGCACAUCGCCCUCCUCGAGCACAAAGUCAGUCGGCGCAGGAGUUACAUCCUAGCACCAGAUGGUCUGCGUGCCGGCGACACAGUCCGCAGCUACCGCACGGAUGGCAUGGGCAAGUCCUCGUCCACUUCUGCCGGUGCCGAUGCAGCGACCACCUCGCUCAACUUUGGUGUCUUCCGAACACAAGCUGUUCGCCCCGGAAAUGUCCUUCCGCUCAACUUGAUCCCGAUCGGUACGAUGAUCCAUGCCAUCUCGCUCCUACCGCAAGGUCCCGCCAAGCUCGUUCGCUCGGCAGGAACGAGCGGCCAGCUCAUCGCCUUCAGCCAUCGCAAAGCGGCAAGCGGUCUGGGUGCUGGCUUAUCGAAGGACGGGCAGCAGCUGCAAGCCAGCCAGAUGGAUGCCACUGCGACCCUUCCAAGUGCUGACGCCGAAACUAUCGCUUCUGAAUCGGUAUCCCUGUCUCCCUCAUCCCCGCCUACACACGCGCAGAUCAAGUUGCAAUCCGGGGAAGUCCGCCUCGUGCCCGCAGCCUGCUGCGCAACCAUCGGCCGCGUGUCCAACAUCGACCACGAGCACAGGCGUCUCGGCAAGGCCGGACGCUCGCGCUGGCUCGGCCGCAAGCCCAAGGUGCGCGGUGUUGCCAUGAACAAGACCGAUCACCCCAAUGGCGGUGGACGCGGUAAGAGUAAGAGUAAUAUGCAGUCCAAGAGCAUCUACGGCCAUCUCGCCAAGUUUGCGCGUACCCGCAAGCCCGGAACGCGCGGUGGUAACACUAUGGUCAUUCGCGAACGACCCAGGAGGAAUGGAAAGCGCCUUGGCAAGCCUUAAGCUCCCAGGCGCAUAUGGAACAGACUUUCCUCAUGCCUGCUUGUAUCUUAUAGACUAUGCAUCCAUCUUCUCAUCUACUUGUAUCGAAUGCUGCUCAAGGUCUGACAGCGCACUGUCACAGCAUUCGUACGU